Molecule: messenger RNA, 2071 nt
Organism: Pyrgilauda ruficollis (rufous-necked snowfinch)
Lineage: Eukaryota; Metazoa; Chordata; Aves; Passeriformes; Passeridae
Gene: TRDMT1
Product: tRNA aspartic acid methyltransferase 1
Exons: 12
Coding region: 551-1540 (329 amino acids)
Molecular function (GO): methyltransferase activity
Source: RefSeq, a predicted model, not a curated record
GCUCGGCCGCCGGGGCGCGGAGGGUGGGCGGCAGCUUGUGCUGCGACUGAGUUCCCCAGAGGCUGCCAGGUUUCCGCCGGAGCUGCGGGACGUGGCAGGGCGGUGUCUCACACGGGGCGCGGGGAACCCCGGCACGGCGCGCCCGGGCAGGACGGGGUGACAGUAGCGGCAUCUUCGGCGUCGCGAAAAUGGGCGCUGGGCUUCCCCCUCUCAUCUCGUUGUCCCCCUCCAGAGUGAGCGCUGUGACUGUAAGAAGGGGUUGGCAAGUUUAAUGUCACGGGCCUGGCAAAAUACUCCGAAUAACCUAUUUAGACCCCUCUAUAGCUUGCAGUUCUGCAGGAAGAAAUAUCUUCACUGGAAGUUCUGAUAAACCUGAACAUGAACAGUGGGUAGAGAAAAAGAAAGCUGCACAUAUGCAGAAGUGGUAGCUGCUGUUGAUGUGAACACUCUUGCCAAUGAUGUUUAUAAGCACAACUUUCCCAGCACGCCGUUAUGGGCAAAGACUAUCGAGGGCAUAACACUGGAAGAAUUUGACAGAUUAUCUUUUGAUAUGAUUUUGAUGAGUCCUCCCUGUCAGCCUUUUACAAGAAUUGGCCGGCAAGGUGACGUGUCCGAUCCACGGACUAAGAGCUUUCUCUAUAUCCUUGAUAUUCUCCCAAGGCUUCAAAAGCUUCCAAAAUACCUACUUUUAGAAAAUGUUAAAGGAUUUGAAUCCUCUUCUGCAAGAAACGAACUUUUGCAAACACUAGCAACAUGUGGAUUUAAAUAUCAGGAAUUUCUCUUGUCUCCAACCUGUCUUGGCAUUCCCAAUUCCAGGCUGCGGUAUUUUCUAAUUGCAAAGCUUCACCAAGAACCAUUUUCCUUUCAAGCUCCUGGACAAAUAUUGACAAGAUUCCCAGAUCAGGAUCCAGCAGAUUUACUCAAGGAAAAAGGUGCCGACAAAGUGGGUGAAACUAGUUCUUUUUUGUCCUCUGAGGAGAAGAAUCUGGAUCCAAACACUGGUCCAGAUUGCAGCAGCAAGAAGAGUUUACCAAAAGGGGCCUUUCUAUUUAAGCUUGAAACAGUAGAAGAGAUGGAAAGGAAACAUAAUCAGGAUAAUGAUUCCUCUAUUCAAAUGCUAAAAGACUUCUUGGAAGAGGAAAAUGAAGAAAUAAGUCAAUAUUUCUUACCACCAAAAUCCUUACUGCGCUAUGCUCUCUUGUUAGACAUUGUCAAACCCACCUGCCGGAGAUCCACGUGCUUUACAAAAGGGUAUGGACACUAUGUCGAAGGGACCGGCUCAGUUCUGCAGACAGCAGUAGAUGUACAGCUUGAAUCUGUGUUUAAACACAUUGACAAGUUGUCGGAAGAAGAGAAGCUUAUGAAAUUGUCAACACUAAAACUGAGGUACUUUACUCCAAGAGAAAUAGCAAAUCUUCAUGGAUUCCCUUUGGAAUUUGGUUUUCCUGAAAAGGUAACAGUGAAGCAAUGCUAUCGUCUUCUGGGAAACAGCCUCAACGUACAUGUGGUGGCAAAAUUGAUCUCCAUUCUACUUGAAUAAUUUAGAACCUGAAACUGGUGCAUAUGGACUGGUGGCAGAAAAUACUUCCAUCUUUUAGGAGAAAGCUGAUGGAACCUGGACAAGUACCAGAGCUUAUCAAGAUACUUGUCCAGACAUUUUGCUGAACAGUUUUGAUAUAUUUUUUUAACUUGCAUUCAUGAUGGAUUUAAACUGUAUAGGUGUUUUAUUUAAACAGCAGUUUGCAGGACUUAAUUGCUUGAUUUAAUUGUCAUUUUUAGUUUGCAGAAUGAAAAAUAGCAGCACAUGCAAAUACUUCAAUGAGAAAGGAUAAGAUUAUUUUAUUUUAUUUUACUUUAUUUAAUUUUUUAUCCUAAAACCAUUUUCUCAGUACUGUGUGAAACUGUGUCCAAGCUGUUUUAAUUAGCUGCAGAGAUCAAGUUCUCUGUGUAAAACGUCUUCAUCUUUAAACAUAAGUGAUCCAUUCUGAGAAGACUUACUGUAUAUAUGAUCUGAAGUUUUGAUGUGGUUUUUUAGCUCAUGAAACUAAUAAAUUCAGUAUUUUAUAUACAA